Messenger RNA from Microthlaspi erraticum, 1593 nucleotides. NCBI's taxonomy places the organism in Eukaryota, Viridiplantae, Streptophyta, Magnoliopsida, Brassicales, Brassicaceae. The record is from the annotation of a GenBank genome assembly.
AUGGAUUUCUUCAAUUCAAAGAGAGAUCACAAGUAUGGCAAAAGAGCAGGACUGUUUGGUCACAAAAGUGCGAGCAAGAGCAACCCUUCGAGCCCUCCUCAUCCCACCGAGGGUCGGUCUCCGCCAGUGUCUUUUUUUGGCAUAAAAAGAUCGGAAUCAGAGUACGCUUUCCCCAUCUCCGAUGACCAUACCACUCACUGGAAACAACAGCAAGCCUCCGAACGUGUCCCCAGUUCCCACCAUCGCCCUCCGGUCUACAGAUAUAGCACCCCCGAGCGUCCUAGAGAUGAUGGUAAUGGUAAAGAAAGAAGAGAGGGCAUGUCUUAUGAUCCUGAUGCCGACGUGACCCCGAGGAGCAACGCCUCUUUGAGCCCCUUUCGAUCUACCAGAACCCGCACGCCUGAUCGCCGUAGGAGGUCUUCCGACUUUAGCAGAGAGCUGUACGAGAGAAUGUAUGAGGCAGAGGCCAGUGUGAGCCCAUUUCACCCCUCCAGAAGCCGCUCUCCAGCUCCACACAACAAGACGCAGCGUGAUCAUGAUCGAGGGAGAGACUAUAGUAGAGAAAGGUAUGAGGCAGAGGGCAAUGUAACUUCAAGCCCGUUUCGUCCAUCCAGAAGCCGCUCUCCAUCGCCACACACAGAGUUUCAGCCUCGGAGAUACGGCAACCGGAAAGAUCAUUUUGAGGGCAUGUACGAGGCAGAUGCAGACGUGACACCGCGUAACAGCCCUCCCAUGAGUCCUGUCCAAGGAGCAACUCCACCACCACCAUUCUACUCAUCCAGCGAUGACGAAGACAACCACUCCACCUACCUCUUCCCAGAGAUUGCUGCUGGUUAUCGUUCCAGGGGCGUCUCCGGGAGCAGCACGCCGGUUCACUACAAGUACCAGAUUACCGCGGCCGAGACCUACGAGCAAGACGGGCAGUUCGAGCCGCCGGAGCUGGCGGACGAGUCUGUGAGCUUCUCGCUCCAGGAGAUCGCCAAAAUGCGCGGACUCGAGAGCUUCGAGGCCAGCAAGGAAGAGAUGCAGUCGGCUUACGUCUCCGUGGCCAAUUACAAGGUGCGGCAGAGCGUCUCCGCCACGCUCAAGGCGAUCCUCGACAAACACGGAGACAUCGCCGCCUCCUCGAAGCUGCAAUCCACGUCAACAAGGUCGUUUUACCUGGAAUCCUUAGCCGGAGCAGUGAUGGAGCUGAAAUCGACGGCGCUGAGGGAUCUGACGAAGACGCGCGUGGCGGAGAUAGAGGCGGUGGUCAAGGACAUGGAUUCGGUCAAAAUAGACGUAUCGUGGCUCAAAACAGCAGUCAAGGAGCUCGCGGAGGCAGUGGAAUGCUUCGGGCAGUACGAAUUGGCGAAGAUGGAGAAAGAGGAGUGCAAUAAUGGUAUGACAGAGGGGAAAGCGGAGAUGGAGGAGCUGAGAGAGGAGCUGAGGAAGAGAGAGAAGGAGACCAAGGAGUGUAGAGAGAGAGUGACGGCGAUGGCGGGUAGGCUGGGGAAGCUAGAGAUGAAGGAAUCGCGAGUGAAGAAGAAUCUGGAGCUGUACCAGGGCAAGGUCGCUAAAUUCGACGGCGAAGCUGUUCUUGUCGAGGUCUAA